Molecule: messenger RNA, 1175 nt
Organism: Arabidopsis thaliana (thale cress)
Lineage: Eukaryota; Viridiplantae; Streptophyta; Magnoliopsida; Brassicales; Brassicaceae
Gene: NIP4;1
Product: NOD26-like intrinsic protein 4;1
Exons: 5
Coding region: 119-970 (283 amino acids)
Biological process (GO): water transport; transmembrane transport
Cellular component (GO): membrane
Molecular function (GO): channel activity
Source: RefSeq, marked reviewed
AUUUUAAAAAAAAACUCUUUAUCACUAAAGUUUUCGUUUAUUUUUUCUUUCUGAAAUAAAAAUCUCUCCAUUCAGCUUUAGGAAAAAAAAAAUUUGUUUCUAAGAACAAAUCCAAAAAAUGUCUUCGCAUAGUGAUGAAAUCGAAGAAGAACAAAUAUCAAGAAUUGAGAAAGGCAAAGGCAAAGAUUGCCAAGGAGGAAUCGAGACGGUUAUAUGUACUUCUCCCAGCAUUGUCUGCCUUACCCAAAAGUUGAUAGCAGAGAUGAUUGGGACCUAUUUUAUAGUAUUCUCUGGAUGUGGAGUGGUGGUAGUGAAUGUCUUGUACGGAGGAACAAUAACAUUUCCAGGGAUCUGUGUUACUUGGGGUCUCAUUGUUAUGGUCAUGAUUUACUCUACUGGUCACAUUUCCGGUGCACAUUUUAACCCUGCCGUUACCGUUACUUUCGCCAUUUUCCGACGGUUUCCUUGGCAUCAGGUACCAUUGUAUAUAGGUGCACAAUUUGCGGGAUCGUUACUAGCGAGUUUGACAUUGAGACUAAUGUUUAAAGUGACACCCGAAGCUUUCUUUGGAACGACUCCAGCUGAUUCGCCAGCACGAGCGCUCGUCGCAGAAAUCAUUAUCUCAUUCCUCCUCAUGUUCGUUAUCUCUGGAGUUGCCACCGAUAAUCGUGCGGUUGGAGAAUUAGCUGGAAUUGCGGUGGGGAUGACUAUAAUGGUAAACGUCUUUGUGGCCGGACCAAUUUCGGGAGCAUCAAUGAAUCCAGCAAGAAGUCUAGGACCAGCAUUAGUGAUGGGAGUAUAUAAACACAUAUGGGUUUACAUUGUUGGUCCCGUCCUAGGAGUUAUAUCCGGAGGUUUUGUUUACAACCUUAUCAGAUUUACGGAUAAGCCACUCCGAGAACUCACUAAGAGCGCUUCUUUUCUCCGUGCCGUUUCUCCAAGCCACAAGGGUUCUAGUUCUAAGACUUAAUCUUUCUUCUCUUAGUUUGGUCUUCUUCAGUUGCUCGUUCCUCUUGAAUAUUUUCAUGCAUUCUUAAUUCAUUAAUUAACUUUUAGUUUCAUCUAGAAAGACAUGAUCACCUCUAACUCUUGAUUAAAGUUCUUGAUAUCCAAAAACAUUACUAAUCGAAUAUACAAUAACACACCAUGUUCAUGUAGAAUUCGCUAGAGUACUC